ACGAGUGAACGAAGGAUGCGUUCAUUAGCCGUAGAGGUGACUGGCACCGAGGAAAGAGCCGUCAAACGAGCCGCUGUCCCAGAACUGGAAGCAUCGUCCAGCUCGUCGCGUCCAAACAGUUUGUUGGAGAGAGAGAGCAACAUGCCAGUUUUAACGCGCGCCUGCACUACUGCCACGCUGCCGAGGAUCAAGAGGUUCAAAUUCGCCUCGUUCGCGUCCGGCUCGCGUCUCGAUACAACGACGACGGGUCGCCAGCAACAGCACCAACGCGGCAACUGCCACUCGUCAUCGACCAGGAUGUCGACCCUUGUGUGCUGCGAGCCGGUCUCGGCCGCGGCCCGUUCCCGCGACAACCUGAAACUCGUUCUGAACCGAAGCCUGAGCGAGCCAGGCCCGCCCGCCGCCACCUUCCUGUCCGCCUCGCCAACGUCCACGGUCUCGCCGAGCUCGUCGACGAGCAGCGGCGUGGACAGCUGCGUGACGAGCGACGGGGCCGAUUGUGGCGACACCGGCAGCGCCGACUGCGACCACCCCCUGUCCGACGUCCACCACCGCCAUUGCCACCACCACCUCCACCACCACCAUCACCUCCACCACCAGCACCUCCACCAGCACCAGCUGUCGAAACGUUGCAAACUGGAGACGGUCAGCCUACCCACCAGCCCCUCCUCCGAGGGCAACACCCUCCAGAGGCAGCUCGUGCUCCAGAGGACCGGCACCAUCACCCCCGACCAACUGGCCGAUCGUCUUCGAUCGUCCUCGGCCGAGGGAGGGAUCGUGUUGCUCGAUUGCCGCCCCUUCAUACUGUACAACGUGAACCACGUGAGGGAUGCGAUCAACGUGAACUGCUCGGACCGGUUCAACAGGAGGAGGUUGCAGUUGGGGAAGGCGGCGCUCGCCGAUCUGGCCAACACCAGGGAGGGCAAGGAGUUGCUGCGCAGGGGGCAUUACAGGGAGGUGGUCGUGUACGACGAUUGCACGGAUGACGUGGACCGGCUGCCCGUCCAGCAUCCUCUCUUCCUCGUGCUCGUCGCGUUGCUGGACGACAACAGGGAGCCUGCUCUUCUUUUGGGUGGACACAAGGAGUUCCACAGGCGGCACAGGGACCUCUGCGAGGACACGCUUCUCCCAACAGUCGGAGCAGGUCCGUCCACUGUCGGUAGUUGUUCCAGUCCAGGACCAGGGUGUCCAGUAUUAAGUCUGUCCGGACCACCGACUCCACAACCCGCAGACAUCGAUAGUCACCCAGCCUCGAGAGUUCUACCGUUCCUCUACCUUGGAAAUGGCAGGGACGCGGCCGAUUUGCAACUUCUUCGCGCGUUAGGCGCAACCAGAGUCCUCAAUGUCACUUCACAGCUGCCUGGAUAUCACGAGGAGAGGGGUAUCACGUAUAGACAGAUCCCUGCCUCGGAUUCUGGCCACCAAAACCUUAAGCAGUACUUCGAGGAGGCGUUCGACUUCAUUGAGGAAGCCCGAAAAGCCGGAAGCAGCGUGUUAGUGCAUUGUCAAGCGGGAGUAUCGCGCAGUGCGACAAUCGCAAUCGCGUAUAUAAUGCGACACAAGGGCCUGUCCAUGGUGGAGGCCUACAAAUUGGUGAAGAACGCGCGACCUAUUAUCAGUCCUAAUCUCAACUUCAUGGGACAAUUGUUAGAGCUCGAGCAAGGUUUAAGGGCAUCAGGUGGCGUGACGGCUGCCCCCGAGGAGCCAAAAAGCUGUCACCAAUGUCGCUGGUCUCAUCAGCAAAAUAGCGAGGAAGUUACUUCCGGUUGCAGCGUCUGAGUCGAGCGAAAUCACCAGGCGAGGAUCACCCGAUUCUCUCGGAUGACAAUCGGGUUCCAGCAGAAGAUCGAAAAGAAAAGAGCAGAAGAGCCCACGCGCGGUUCGCAAGGCUGUCUCGAUGUUUCGUGUCCAAGGACGCGAUCGAAAGACACAAUCUACACAUAUCCUACACGUAUAUUAUCCAUUAAACGAACCGAAGUCGUCGUUCUUCCUGUUUCAUACACAAAACACACACAGCAUACACACGUGCGAAGAACUCGAAUAACAUAACCUUGCUACACGUGCCUUGGCGAUCGGCCCUAGUAAACGGGAAAGGCUGAUUUACAGAGAGACACUUUUAUUUCUAUUCUAUCGAAUAACUUAUUCAGUGGUAAAGAACGUUCUGAGUGAGAGAGAACGCGUCGUUGACUUGUGAAUAACGAAGAAAGAGAUGCAAAUGCGGAUAAGUCGUAACAUAUGUGCAUCCUCCAUCUUGGAACUUCGAAAACCAACAGGAUGAUGGCGCCUGUUAACACUUGAGUGCGCAUGAAUUUCUUCCUGUGUACAUACAACGACGCGAGCUCCUCUCUAUGUUGCGAAUUAUUUAUGCGUUCAAAGGAGAGGGGAAAAAAGAGGGACGCGGCGCUAGUUACGGAAGCUUCGUGCAAUCGUCAUGAAGAAAGGUUUGGUGUACUUACGCGACAGUGUUCCGUAGUUUUAUUAGUACAAAAUAUAACGUGGUAAGAGGCGCGUAUGUUCGAAGGAAAUUAUAAAUUAUUUUUUUUUUUUUUUUUUUUGUUUUCUUGCGUAGUAAGUUACAGUAGAGAGAGUAUGUAUAUUUGAUUUUAACAUGAUGAUACACGGUGUUCCACUUUUCUUGAAAAGAUCUACGCGUUUGUAAUUUAGAAAGUGAAUUUUAUUCGUUUAAUUUUUGUUCUUUUUAUAUGUGUAUAUUUUUUUUUUUUAAGUGUCAAGCGUCCACGUCUAAUUUGGCCACAAUUUUUUUCUUUCGAGUGAGUUGAAUACUAUCGAUUAAUUAUCUUGUAUUUAGGGACACUGCUUCUUCGAAACCGUCGUUGCGAACAAAGAAGCAUCGAAUAAGAAUAUAGAAGUGAAUAAUUGCACUUGAGGAAGUCUUGCGAAAUUUUUUUUUUCUUUUUGCCAUCUAAAGGCGCGCGCGCAAGUGGACAGUUACAAGGUGGGAUAAAUGUACGUCAAUUGAGAUCAAUAAUAAUUAUGUUUGCGUUUUUGCCUUUUGCCUAUUUGUAUCUCUAUAUUCGUAAUGUUACAUUAUUCGAUAGCGAAGUGGUAUAUAUUUGAUAAAAUAAUAUAUCAUUAACUGGAAUUAGCUUAACCACGAGCUCCGUAGCAUUUAAGGAUCUGGUUGAGAUCCAACCAUCGUGAUCUAGUCGUUUGUUGGAAUGUAACUGAUAAUGAUGUUGACGAUAUGUAAGGUAUGAAAGAGAGAACGAAAGAGAGAGUUCAAAUACCCCCGCCAACUAAUUAGAAUAAUUAGUAAAAGCUAUAACUCGAGGGACGAAAAUAUUUCGAUUUUAAAAAUUAAGAUGCCAAACACGGAUUUUUAGUUCAACGGAUUCAACGAGUUUCAAACUUCGGGGGUUAAAGUCGUGUGUAAUAGCCAAAAUUAUUAUCAUCUUUCGAUCUUGAAGUGUACAUAAACAAUAAAUAUUAUCUCACGGGGAAAAAUAUAACCAUGAAUUAAUAUUUUAAACCAGUUCUGAUCAGUUUAAUGAACAUCUUUGUAUCGCAAGAAAAUUGUCUCCAUUGAUCCUUUAUUCGAAUUAAAUCGCUUGCACGAUACAAAUAUGAUUGCGAAUGUAAAACCUAACCUUGUCACUCUGUUUAUGUCUGUUAUUCUUUCGCAAUGUUUCACUGAUAAUAAUCCGAAUAAUGAGGAAAAUAAUGUGAAUAUGAUUUAUCUCGUUUCAUAUUCAUGUUGUACAAAAUAUGAUCGUUCGAUUAUUUUUCAUCUAAUCGGCUCGUUUUCAAAAUUCUUUGAUAUCGAUGUGCGUGCGGUCUCAGACGAAUUGUGCCGCACGAAGGGAAAUUUUUCGAUUAAGAAUUUGAUCUGUUAGCGUUAGAAGUAUUAUGGAAAUAGAAAAGUGUCUUUUCCUCGCGUGGCACGAUUCAUUCGUAACGCGUGUAUAUCUAGCUUUUUUAAUCGCUUCUAUCUUAAACCGCAAUGGAUGAUUCUUAUUCGUAAUCGAGAAACAACGAGUGUAAUCGUCAUAAAUGGAAAAAGAAAAAAAAAAAAAGAAUCGUGCACGUAGUUCGCUUCGAAUAUCGUCGAAAUACCUCGAGCAACGGCCUAAAUGGGACGUUGAUUAAACGUAAAGAUGAAUAAAAAAUAAACAAAAACGUGUGCGAAAUAACUGUACGACACGACAAUCGCCGCUGUUAAAUCAAACCGAGCAGCUGUUCAAAAAAAAAAAAAA
Molecule: messenger RNA, 4214 nt
Organism: Apis florea (little honeybee)
Lineage: Eukaryota; Metazoa; Arthropoda; Insecta; Hymenoptera; Apidae
Biological process (GO): peptidyl-tyrosine dephosphorylation; negative regulation of MAPK cascade
Cellular component (GO): cytosol; cytoplasm
Molecular function (GO): MAP kinase tyrosine/serine/threonine phosphatase activity; protein tyrosine/threonine phosphatase activity; MAP kinase tyrosine phosphatase activity
Source: RefSeq, a predicted model, not a curated record